AGGUAAUUCCUAAUUCAUUCAUUAACAUAUAUUGGUAAAUUAUUCAGUGGAUGCGAGUGAAGCCAGUGAAAGAUGACGUCAUUCAAGAGCAUUUCACAGCAUUCAAGAAAUGAGAGCGGAUUCUCCAAACUUCUGCGAUUUGUUCCUGACAUAAUAGUAAAAGAAGUGGAAAACUUGAAGCAUUACCCACAUUUCAUUGAGUAUUCAGGAGCCAUGACACUCAUGGAUAUUUCUGGCAGCAAACUUUUAAUUUCUGAAACAGGAUUCACAGCAUUGACUGACGAGUUCACGCAAGGACAUCUCCAUCAAGGAGGAACAAGUUCAUUGUCUGGACUUCUCAACGAAUAUUUACGCAAGAUUCUAGGGAUUGUGUUUGCACAUGAAGGCGAUGUUACAAAUUUUGCU
Molecule: messenger RNA, 405 nt
Organism: Notodromas monacha
Lineage: Eukaryota; Metazoa; Arthropoda; Ostracoda; Podocopida; Cyprididae
Source: the annotation of a GenBank genome assembly